GGGGGUUUACCCAGUUGGUCCAUCCAGAUACGUUUUCGAAAUCGCUGCUGUGAAGCGUAUAAAUAGACAAUAUAACUUUACAUAUGCUUAUAUUACAGUUAGUCAAAGUAUUACGCGGGAACGCUUUUGUAGUAAUUGUUGCUAUUGUAGUGGUUUCGGUUGUAUAUACAAAUGCCUGAUGACAGCGGAAACACGUUCAGCAUGGUGACAUGCAAUGCGCCUGUGAAUAUCGCUGUCAUUAAAUACUGGGGGAAGAGGGAUGAAGAAUGUAUUCUACCCAUCAAUUCAUCGCUGAGUGUUACUUUGCAUCAAGACCAGCUCAAAACCACUACAACAGUGGCAUGCAGCAGGUCUUUCCAGGAGGACCGUAUCUGGCUCAACGGUAAAGAGGAGGACAUAAACCAGCCCAGAUUACAGUCCUGCCUUAGAGAGAUUCGCCGACUGGCCCGAAAGAGACGUAGUGAUGGGGAAGGUGGUGUCGACCUAGCUGGUCUGUCCCAUAAAGUCCACAUCUGUUCUGUCAACAACUUCCCCACAGCAGCUGGAUUGGCCUCCUCCGCCGCCGGCUAUGCCUGUCUGGUGUACACCCUAGCUCGGGUGAUGGGAGUGGAGGGAGAGUUGUCCGCCGUGGCCAGGCAAGGUUCAGGAAGUGCCUGUAGGAGUAUGUACGGGGGCUUUGUCCAGUGGAUUAUGGGCCAGCGAGAAGACGGCAAGGACAGUGUGGCCCAGCAGGUGGAGCCAGAAACUCACUGGCCUGAACUCAGGAUCCUCGUGCUGGUGGUCAGUGCUGAGCGGAAACCAGUUGGCAGCACCUCUGGCAUGCAAACUAGUGUUGAGACGAGCAGUCUCCUAAAGCACCGAUCAGACUCUGUGGUCCCAGCCAGGAUGAAGGAGAUGAUUGAUGCUGUACAUAGGAAGGACUUCGCUGCAUUUGCUGAGCUGACUAUGAAGGACAGCAACCAGUUCCAUGCUAUCUGUCUGGACACGUACCCCCCCAUCUUCUACCUAAACGAUGUGUCGCGCCACAUCAUCAACCUGGUGCACCACUAUAAUCAACACUACCGGGAAGCCAGGGUGGCUUACACAUUUGAUGCAGGUCCCAAUGCUGUGAUCUAUACUCUUCAGCAGCAUGUAGAUGAGUUUCUCCAGGUGGUAAAACACUUUUUCCCACCAGAGACCAAUGGAGGACAGUUUGUGAAGGGUCUUCCGGUUGCCUCUACAACACUAACUGAAGAGCUGAGGCAAGCCAUUGGGAUGGAACCAAUGGUGAAGGGAAUAAGCUACAUUAUCAGCACCAAGGCUGGCCCUGGACCUUGCAUAGUGGAGGAACCUAGCCAACAUCUCCUUGGAUCUGAUGGACUACCCAAGGAGAGUGCCUGAUAUAAGAAUGCCUCCCAGCUGGGCAGAGACAACUCUGUCGUCAAAGAAACACCAUAUACAGUGCCUAACACAAUUUAUUGGCACACUUGGUGAAGACCAACAAAACAGGCUAUGAUUUUUUUUUUUUUUAUUCUAUCUUUGAAUUAUACCUCUGGUGUUACUGGACAACAUGUUUUUCUCUUAUCUGACCAUAUGUUCAAUCAAAGUUCCAAUCAAAGUUCCAAAUACAAUUAGCAUUUACAAUAUGUGUAGAUGAGAGUAUAGAGGCUUUCUACUGGCCAGACCUGAAAAUGGCUUGUUGACAUGGAGGAGGCAUCCAGUUAUAGUUUUGGGGACUUGGUGACCCCAAGAUUCAACAAAUAAAGUGUUUUUUUACUUCAUCCUUCCUCUUCACUGUGCAUGCUUUUCCAGGUAGGUUGAUCAUAGCCCCAGCUAAUUCAAAUGUAUUAAUUAUUGCCUUAAUAGUGGAAAUGGGUAUUUUCAGGCUUGUAGCUAUUCAUUUUUCUACAGCCUAUACAUAAUUUAUGAGGUCAACAACAUUUUGUUGUAUGUUAUUUUGUGUGUUCUCUGACCUUGACCAUGUUUAUAGAUAAAUGUGGGAGUUUGGCUUGUAUGACCUCAUAGUUAUACCCCAGUGUUGCUGUAAUUCAGCUAAUGUUCAGAAGAUGGGAGCAUAUUCAGGAUAUCCCCUUUAGGGGUUACCAUUUCAUGUUUUGAGUGAUAGAAGUGUACCCCCUUUUCAAAGCCUUUAUUGCUCAUAUUUACCAAUGGUGCCAAUCAUUCUGGAGGGCACUGUAUGUAUGUACAUAUGUAGGUAGGUAUGAUACAUAUAUUUAAUAUAUGUUUAUUAUGUAUCCAAUUGAUUAAAAGGAUAGACAUUGUAGUGGAACAACCAUACAUGGUAGAAUACUUCUGGCUGAUGUUCCCAUUCCCAAUUUUUAUUAAAUGUUUUGUGAUGUAAAAGGGAAUUCCUUGUAACAAUGAUCAGUAAAAGGGAAUUCCUUGUAACAAUGAUCAGAAACGUAGUAGUUUAGUACGAUCUUUGAAAUGUAUCUGGUGUUUUUUGGUAGAUUAUGCACACAUUAUUAAAUUACA
Messenger RNA from Esox lucius (northern pike), 2475 nucleotides. RefSeq names its product mevalonate (diphospho) decarboxylase a (gene mvda). Gene Ontology annotation, molecular function: diphosphomevalonate decarboxylase activity; ATP binding. NCBI's taxonomy places the organism in Eukaryota, Metazoa, Chordata, Actinopteri, Esociformes, Esocidae. The record is from RefSeq and is a predicted model, not a curated record. Gene Ontology annotation, biological process: isoprenoid biosynthetic process; isopentenyl diphosphate biosynthetic process, mevalonate pathway. Gene Ontology annotation, cellular component: cytosol. Bases 172 to 1380 code for a protein of 402 amino acids. The transcript is spliced from 10 exons.